Molecule: messenger RNA, 1044 nt
Organism: Rodentolepis nana
Lineage: Eukaryota; Metazoa; Platyhelminthes; Cestoda; Cyclophyllidea; Hymenolepididae
Source: the annotation of a GenBank genome assembly
ACUGCCAGUAAUCAUAGGACGCAAUCCGCAAAUGCCCACCGUUCUUGGCACAACGAGAACAAUUCACUGGAAGAGAAUUGGAGUCAGUUGCGUCGACAUGCAAGUCGAUGUUCUGUUCAAUCAGAGUUCAUGGAAAGUGGUCGAUCACCGGUGAUGGGAUAUAGGCACGGACAUCAUCGGCACCGGUAUCCCUCAACGACGAACAGUGGGCAAAGUGUAAAUAAAAACUCCGAUGUGGGGUUUUCCUUUCCUCCUGGACAGUCAUCUCAGGUGAUUCGGUCUACGCGUAGUACCGCCAGUUUGGACACUGCUUUGCUUCUUAGGGAUUCACAGGAAGCUCUCAACGAAAUCGCCCGACGAAUUUAUCGACAUCCCAUUCAUCCAACCGUGCCCGCAUCGUCCGUUCAACUUCCUCAGCUCCAGAACCUCUCUUCCUACCUUGCCAAUCGCUAUGCUGACUGGAAUGCUGAAAAAAAUCCUGCCAUGGAGAAACAGUGUCCCAUAUCCCCACUUUCUCAUCCUACAAUUUUGGAAAUUGGAACUCAAUCAAUUGACCGGUCAUUAGUAGGCAGCAAAUCGACCAAUCAGCAGCCACAACAACCUUUCACGACUGUUUAUUCUAUUGGUCAGAAUGAAGCCCACCAAUCGGCGAAAAGCACGCCAUAUUCUCCGCCUGUUCCAGCACCGCCUAUAUCCCCUGUAUCGAUCGCUUCUGCUACUGAACCCGGAUAUCAUUUCCGAAGUAGUCGAAGACCUGCAAGCUCGAAUCGCUACGUCGUUCGUCGACAUUCCUUGCGUAAUUCCAACAAUCAACGAGUAGACAGUCCAACACCGAAUGAUAUCUUCCCCACUGAGCACAAAAAUGUCCCUCCCGCCCCCCACGUACACUCUCUACUCAGUCACACAUCACCCAAGGUGGUCACUGAGGUCAAGGUCAUGCCAAGUCGACCAACAGGAAUUAGUGUCACUACUACUGUGGCCCCGUUAAUUUUACAGCGGAGGCCGGAGGCUGAUACCAAACCUUACACUUCCGGUCAAUCCUGA